Molecule: messenger RNA, 1882 nt
Organism: Aphanomyces invadans
Lineage: Eukaryota; Oomycota; Saprolegniomycetes; Saprolegniales; Verrucalvaceae
Exons: 4
Coding region: 199-1854 (551 amino acids)
Molecular function (GO): RNA binding
Source: RefSeq, a predicted model, not a curated record
CCGGGCGAAUUCAUCGUGCGGGGAUUUUUGCCCCUUUCACGUCUCCAGAGGAGCCAACCUUACUCUCCAAUCUCUGACCAAGUGGCCGCGCUGCCACCUUGCUUCGAGACCGACGCUCCAACACCUUUCUCCACGGCGACCUUCCGUCCGUCUGAUCCCUCCAUCCUUUACAACUUACCUUGUACUUCCUUCCCUUCAAUGGACUCCUCGCCGCCUCAACGCACGCUGGCGCCUCCUCCAGGGUUGAUGCCGUUAAGCGGCCCGGUCGACAUUGACAUUUCGACGCUAUCGCUCGACGCCGCGGGCCCCAUUGGGUUCCGGUCGAUCGCGCAGCAAUCGCAGCCUGAAGCGGAACCCAUGCUGGAUCAUCACCACCAAAACUUUGCGGCGACAUCGUCGUCGCCCACGGGAAGCAACGGCAGUCCCCGUUCAGUGUCGCCACCACUGUCAUCGUCGCCGACCGUCCUUCCCGCCACCUUUCUCAAAACGAUUUGCGACCAACUUGAAUUUUACUUUUGCGACGACAACCUCUUGGGCGAUCUCUUCCUCCUCAAAAACAUGAACGCCGAUGGAUACGUGAAACUCGAGCUCUUGGCAACGUUUGGCCGCGUCAAGAAACUCACGACGGACCUCGACCUCCUCAAGCAGUCUUUGGAAUUGUCGACCAAGUUGCUUCUCAGUGAAGACUCGUUGUCGGUGUGCCGCAAAGACCCGCUCCCGUAUGACCAGACGUACCACGGCAAGCUCGCGCGGACGGCGAUUGCGUACAACUUGGCAGAGGACGCAUCGAUCGCGUCGCUCAAGGAAACAUUCCGCACGUGUGGCGAGAUUUCGUACUUGCGCCUGCUCAAGAAGAACGGGGUCACGGGGCGCAAUGCCGUGCUCAAGCCGCCAAUUGCUGCUGGUGAAACGUACGCCAUCAUUGAGUUUGAAGACCCCGAUAUGACAAACCAUGCCGUGCUGACGUUAUCGGACCAGUACAACUGGCGCACGGGCAUGCAAGUUGUGUUGUUUGACGGGACAACCGUCGACAAGCUCAAGCAGCGCAUGUUUCCCGUCGAUAUGGACCAGCGCCGCGGCCGGGCCAAGUCGGCCGCCGCCGCAUUCAUGCACGCGCCCAUGUCGUCGCGAUCGGCGUCGUCGUCUGGGUCGGCGCCUGUGCCGACGCCGGUGCACGUGGACGCUGUUGGCGAAGGCCUGAACGACUUGACGGAGGGCAAAGUGAGCACGGGGACGGUCUUUUCGAUCCGCGGCGCGGGCGGACUCAUCACGCCGACGCGCCAGGAUGGCUCGUCCAUCUCGUUUCGGCUUGUGCCAGACGACGACGGCGUGAUUGAUAUUCGCCAGGGUGACUAUGUCAGCUUCACGGUGGGCAAGAACAAAAAAUCGGGCCGCAAGUACGCGUCCAAGGUCAAGCUCGAGUUUCGCCCGCCAACCAACCUCCCUGCCUGGGGCGGCAGCCUCCAGCAAGACAGCCACCGCGAACGCGGCAAUAGCAACAGCAGCGGCCGGUACGAAAUCCCCGCGAGUCGCAACCGUGCCCAGACUGUGGAUGCGGCGACGCCGUCGCUGACCCGCGGCCGGUCCAUCUCGACGGGGCACAACAACCAGCCGCGCCCACGCCUGCCGCUCAAGAGUCCCGAAGCCACCUACCGCAGCACGUCGUCCAACUCGACUGUGUCUACGGCAGACCUGUUCCGCCAAGCAAUCGGUCCCGAUGGUACGCGUGGAUUUGGAGAGCUGCGACAACGCCAGGCGUCGCAGGAAUCGGCUGCAUUUGUACAAGAACUGUCUGGCCGUCGGCGCGCGGCGUCGUCGACGAUGAUGCCUCCCGCGUCGACUCCAUUUUAUUAACUAUUGGCGUGCAUUGUGUUUACCCUGG